Molecule: messenger RNA, 1773 nt
Organism: Stegastes partitus (bicolor damselfish)
Lineage: Eukaryota; Metazoa; Chordata; Actinopteri; Pomacentridae
Gene: lysmd1
Product: LysM, putative peptidoglycan-binding, domain containing 1
Exons: 3
Coding region: 418-1104 (228 amino acids)
Source: RefSeq, a predicted model, not a curated record
UGACGAAUCACGGGACUGGUCGCUGAUCACGGCAGCCAUGGCAACACAUGGCAGCAGCAGACAGCUGACUGCGGGAGACGCGAAGAAAACAUUGACAAGUUUCUCAACAACUUUUCCGGUAUUUGUUUGACAAAUGAGAAAAGGCUCAACUCAUUGCCAAGUAAGCGUUUGAUUUUAUCUACGCCAGCGCUUCUGCAUGUGCCAUUUGCGACACACGGCGACAGUUGGACACUUAAAAUAUCGAACGAGCGUCGAGAUUGAUUAAGUUGAUAAGUUAGCUAGCAGGCUAACUAAGCUGCUAGUUUAAACCCUGCGCGGGUUGAAGUCGACUGUUAAUGAUGCUAACAGGAGUUAGGUUUGCUCGUGGCCGCAUUUUGCCACCAGCUGGUCGGUUAACGAGUUAGGCGCUUUACGACUAUGUCCGGGGAGCGAGCACCUUUGCCCGGCGGGGGGGACGGCCUACUCCGGGGGAGCCGCCGGACGAGGUCCUACGGCAGCCUGACCCGGUCUCCGCUGUCUCCGGUCCGCCAGAAGCGCAUCGAACACACAAUUCAACCGGGAGAAACACUACAAGGCCUGGCCCUGAAAUAUGGAGUAUCUAUGGAGCAAAUCAAAAGAGCAAACAGACUGUACACAAACGACUCAAUAUUCCUCAAGAAGUCUUUGUCAAUCCCCGUGCUGUCAGACAUGGAUGACUGCAGUAAUGGGGUGGAUUUGGCCGAGGAGGGCAGUGAUGGAGGCAGCGUUAGCUGUGCUUCUGUUCACAAUGGACACAGGGGGAGAACCUCUGAGAAAAAGAAAGAAGAUGGAAAAGAAACGGUGCCGGACCUUACUCCAGAGGAUUUUUUGAAGAGGUUGGAUGGCUUGAUAAGCCAAUCCAAGGAGGCUGCUGUCAAAGGAUGCCAGGAAGCAGAGAAAAGGGUUGCGGCCCUAGAAGCAGCUUGCACCAGCAGGACACCAGAUUGGCGGCCGCUUACAAGGUCACAGAGUGUCUUUUCAUCUUCCAGACUGCAGCAGCAGGCAGCGCAGGGGGCAGUACCCCUCACUAUCACCAAACUCACCAAGACACUGAGAGACAGGGAAGAUGAGAUCUUUGAAUUGUGACAUGCUGCUUCUUCUGCCUCGCUUUCAUUCUGAAAGAAAGUUUUUUUUCCAGAAAGCCAUGUUGCACGGUUUUACCUCCACGGUCGGCUUUGGGGGACCAAAAAAUCGAACCCUGAUGAUCCCACUGCUGCUGUGUAGAGUUCAAGUUUGAAUGUCUUGCCACACUGCCAUUUAAUACAGACAUUAUUACACUGUGUAGUUUAAUUAUUGUUUUUUUUUUUUUAUGAAUGUUGCACAUUUUUGUCUUUAUUUAUUUGGUGAAACAUACUGUAGAAUGUGCCGUCUAGCUUGUUCUCAUAUGCAGGAAAUAGGAGCACGAAAGAUUACAAACGAUAAUUCAGUCACAUGUGAUUUCAGUCAUAUGACUGCUCAUGUGGUCGGCUCGACAACGGGGCGUGUGUGUAACGCUGCCUCUCAUUUCUCAAACUAAAACCUUUAGUUAUAGAAUGUGAAAUAUGUUUCAUCAUAACAGUGCUUAUAAAUGAGGUUUCUGGUUGUUGUCGGUGAAAACUUUACACUGUAACGUAGCCAAAGGUGUAUAAAAAGAAUAGAUGGUGUCUUCCAUAAUAUAUUUUGACAGCAGUCUUUUUAUUGUUUGUUAGGGGUCUGGGUUUGAUUUCAUUUACGUUUUGUGUAGUUCCUUUGAAAAUAAAAUGAUCCCAUGUUAAA